Messenger RNA from Onychostoma macrolepis, 3785 nucleotides. RefSeq names its product methyltransferase like 25 (gene mettl25). Lineage: Eukaryota; Metazoa; Chordata; Actinopteri; Cypriniformes; Cyprinidae. Bases 22 to 1803 code for a protein of 593 amino acids. The transcript has 12 exons. The record is from RefSeq and is a predicted model, not a curated record.
ACUUUUCUGUGCCUGUAAACAAUGGCAUUUAAUGACAUACCCAUCGACACUUUAAAAAGAAAAAUAGAUGAAGUUAAGCGCUUUCUCUCCAUAUCAUUAAGUAUCUCAAAUGCGCACACUGUGGACUUUUACACGCGUGCUGUUUGGAGCACGUUCAUCUGUGUGAGUCCAGAGGAAGUGUUGUGUGCGAUCAGUUCCACACAAGACCGCAUGGGGGCGAUAGAAGAGAAGGAAAACGCCACCUUUGGUUUCUGCAAUGCCUCAAAGAAGUUGGUGGACAUAUCAGCCCUGCUGAGGGCAGCAAAAGCCCAUUGUUUACCAGGUCUGGGGGUCUGUGUGCAGCUGGAAGAUCUGAUGCAGAAUCUGAGAUUGAUGACUGGCACUUUAGCAGGAGAGACAUCAGAGGAAGUUAUUGCUCCGGAUGAGUUUAUGAACUGUAAGAAGGCCCAUGAGGUACAGGCAAUGUCUGAGGUUGUGGCUAGUUUGGCCAAAUGCUGCCGAGUCAAACAGGUGAUUGAUGUGGGUUCGGGGAAAGGCUACCUGUGCUCGUAUCUGUCCAUGCGGUUUAACCUACAGGUGUACGGGAUCGACUCCUCCAGCACCAACACACAUGGAGCUCAGGAGAGGAACAGGAAACUGAAGAAGUUCUCCAAAGCCUAUCAGAAACCGAACAAUGCCCCUAGGAAGCAAACUUUGGACAGCGAGGAUGAGAGUAAACAACACAGCAGAAACUUUGAAAACACUGAUGAAUACAAAAACUCUAUUACUAAGGAAAAGGGACGUUUUGAGCCUCGAGCGGAAAUCAGUGCUUUAUCAAAACAAGUCACCAAUGAUUUAUCCACUUCAGAUAAUGCAGCAGAAUGUCCAUUAGACCCGAAUGAUUCAGAUUCAGGAAGCAGCUUCCUCAGUAUGCUGUGUCUGGACGUCAUAGAGGACGUCUCUCCCCGUGUCCACCCCAGCCAGCUGAGCCUGGAGGAAAGGGAGAAGAGGAAGAGAGAGAAUCUGGAGAGGAAAGCUCGAGAAGGAAGGAAGAACAACAGCGACGACAGACUGUUUUCUCCUCUGACCUCAUAUGUCACUGCAGAAACUGAGCUCAAGACGCUGAUCACAGAGCUGCAGGAUGCAGUUCUGGUUGGUCUGCAUACGUGUGGAGAUUUGGCCCCCAGCACUCUGAGGAUGUUCAGGGCCAAACAGGAGCUGCGCGCCGUUUGCAGUGUGGGCUGCUGCUACCACCUGCUCUCUGAAGAGUUUGAUCAGGACAGACAGGGGUGUGUCGAUGCUGUGUGUGGUUUCCCUAUGAGUCAGUAUCUGAAAGCUCAGGCGUGUUUCUGUGGUCGAAAUGCCAGGAUGUCAGCAUGUCUCGCUCUGGAGAGAGUGUCUGCUGGAGGAGGACUGCCUAUGGAGUCACUUUUUUAUCGGGCGGUUCUUCAUGUUAUUUUACGAGAUCACUAUAAUUGCUUUAAAAGUGAGAAACGUGUUGGGAACGUGUACUCCAAAGCCUCGUCGUUUGUGGAAUAUGUCAGACGAGCACUUAGGAAGCUGGAUCUGGAUGACACCAAACUAUCUGACGGUGACAUUCAGAGCUAUCAUGAACACUACAGUCCCAGAAUGAAUGAGAUGGUGGCUUUUAACAUGUUGAAAGUUAUUUUGGCUCCGUGUAUAGAAGGUCUCAUCCUCCUCGACCGACUUUGCUACUUGAAAGAGCAGGACAAUGUGUCUCAUUCUGCGCUGGUUCAGCUCUUUGACCCUCUCCAGUCCCCUAGAUGUUAUGCAGUUGUUGGUAUAAAGGAAUCUACAGUUUGAAGACCAAAGCUAUAGUCCUGCUGUUUAGUGUAAUUUAUUGAUUUAAUUUUAAUUUAUUAUUUUGGUAAAACUUUGUUUUUAAAGUCAAAUCAAUUGAACUCUUGCCAAUUUUUCAAACAACAAUAAAAAUGCUUUUUUUUAUUUAUUUAAUUAUAUUUUGCAAAGAAAUUAUGUAAAAUAUAAAUUAUGUCAAAAUAGGGUUGUUCACAGUAAAUUAAAAGCAGUUUUUCAUUCCAGCUACUCCAAAGACCUGGCAGUAUUAGUCUCCAGAUCGGUUCAGUUAUGAUGCAUAACGGUUCGGUCUGCAGCUUAAAGCGGAAAGAUAUAGUGAUCAAUGUGAUGCAGAACGUUGCUUUUAAUGUUCAUUAGUCGGACUGGUUUAUAAAUCAGCCUUAGCCUUACUGAGCCACAUGAGGACAUCAGUCACACUUGAGACGUCUUGUGCUUCCACUUAUUUAACACACCAUUAAUAUUAAUCAGACAUUGAGCUCUUCAUUAUUUUCAGGCCAUUCCCCACAGACCAUUAUUCUCCUGUCUUAUGUUUUAGUUAAUAUUCAUAAAUGAAACACCUCGAGGUAGCUUUUGUCUUAACCUGAUUGAUUCUUCAGUGUAUUUUUGCUUGAUUAAGACGCCUUUAAGAACUCAUAGCACUUAAGGCACAAAGAGUUUGUUUCUUGUGCAUUUGUUUUACUUUCUCAUACUACUAUAUUUGGUGUUACUAUUUAUGUGUUUGCUUCUAUAUUAAGAGGGAAUGUGGCUUUAUAGAGAUCCAAGACAGAAUUCAAAGCCACCCAUUCUAACUGCAAGGAGUUUAUUGAUGAUUAUGCACACUGACCUGUUAUAAUUUUUCAGCAAUAUGGUUUCAUAUGUGAUAAUUAUGCAGUUUGAAGUAGCACAAGUGGUUAGUAAAGUUCUGUUGAAACAUUAACAAAUCGCAGUGACUGGCUGAUUUGUUUUUAAUUGGUUUUCUUUUUUUUAGACUGCAGUGAAUUAAUAUUUUCAUCAUAGUAAUUAUAAGUCAUUAUUUAUUGAAUGCAAACAAAAAUUGAGGAAGUUUGAUCUUUCAGAGAAAGUAGGCCACAUAGCUAAGCUUAAGUAUACACUAUUCCUGCUUCUAAUGAUUUUUCCUUCUCUAACAGCACUACAUCCAUUUAUCAUGGUACCACUUGACCAGAACAAAGCCAGCUCUGCCAUUAUUUCUGGAAAAAAUAAACGCCAUUAGUGUGUCUGUGUUGAGAUAAGCAUGGCUACACAUUGACACUGCAGCUUGAACUUCACUGAAUUUGUUGGUGCCAGUCUAAUGCUUCGCCAAUCUGUUGACCAGUCACACAUAUGGUUCCCUCAUGAAUUCAUCUUCCAGCGGAUGUAUUGUGCCAUAUCCUGUUCUGUGUCUAAAUAAGAGAAAGGAAAAGCUUCAGUAUAAUGAUAUGAUGCACUCCAAAACAUCUCUCUCCAUGACAGAAAUAGCAAAGCGACGGGAAACCAGCUUACUCACUCCCUUAUUUCCUGAAAUUUAGAUUUUUUUUUCAUUGCAUGCAAAGGAGGCUGAGGAAAUGCUUCUCUAUCGUCACCAAGAAUGUCCAGCUCCACUUUGAACAAAACAAGUUUCCUUUUUAGUAUCAAAAAAAAAAAAAACAUAAGAAUUUGUUUUCUUCUCCUAAAGCAGAAACAGUCGGCUGAUUUGUUUGCUUGUGAGGAGAAUCAUUUUUCUCUUCACAAAACAGCUGCUGUCCCCUGAAGUUUUGUGGUCAACAACCAUGGUGUGUUUCACAGACUUAAUGACUUUAGGAUAUAAAUAACACAUUUACCAACGAUGUGAGAUGACAAGAAAAUGCUAACAUUUGUUGACCUCUUAGGGUCGGUUCAGACAAAACGUGUUUUUGCAUUCAUCUGCUGCUUUUAAUUUGGUUUUCUAUGUAGACGUGCUAGACUGGUGUAGAAUGGGAAAAAAAAGUAGUGUUGUCAAACGAUUAAUCGUGAUU